CCUUCAUCCAUGGUGAAUGGUAAUAGCAUCCGGUCUCGAAGAGCUCACAUCACAUUGAAAUCUAUCAAAUUUAUCUCACGCCUCAGAGGAUCUCGGAAAAUGGCCACCUCUUGCAGCGCAAAAAAACCCUUGUCUCGGUUUGACCUCCCUGGUCUCAACCUGCCUCUCAACUGGCAGCCAGCCUAUAAUUGUUAUGGAAUUUUUGCUGCCCGCGAGGGCGAAGCGUUGUUCAAGACUGCACUGAAUGGAAAGGACGUCGACAAUGGCGCCGCCUCGCUUCCUCUGACGACGUUGCGAGAAUUUGCUAUGCUUCAGAUUAUGGAUCUCCUCACUAACAAACCAGGAUGGGAAGAAAAGGUCUUCGAUGAUGAGAUUGCCGAAAAGUGGAAGGCGGAAGCUCUUAGUACCGAAGGUCGAGAUGUGACGCAGAAGAUGUCGGACUGGGUAAUCGACGAACUCCGCUACAAAGCAAAGAUCUUCAAGGAGACUGGUACAGUAACCAUCUUCAAUGGUGAUGUGGUAAAAUCUGAUGUUGCAAUUCCAAUCUCCGUCAAAGAAGCACUUCAAGCUGCUGCUCGGAAUCUCGAGGCCAUCCCUGAGAAAUACAAGGACUGGCAUCCAGGAUCUGAUGGAAAAGUUCUUGAUCUCGUCCAUCCAUCUCUCUUCCCUCUAAUCUACGGCCGCAGUCGAGUUCUUGAGGACAGGCUGAUCGGACUCGAAGAUUGCAUCGAGAAUUGUGGAAAAGGAGUUGUGGUACCUGUUCGCGAUGAGAAAGAGACUCACCUUCCUAGAACUGCAAGCAACACCAUGGGAUACAACUUGAGAAACGACACGCCAGCACCAUAUAGCAAGGAUUUCCAAUGGCUUCCGUGCGAGGUUAAUAUUUCGGCCGAAGAUGGAAAGGCAAAAAUCACAAGCUACAUCAACAACCUCCAUCCCGGCAAAUAUAAAGCAUUGUACAGAAUUAUCGAGGACAUUAUCACCAAAACCAUUCCACAGUGGGGAAUGACUCUCGGACCUUUGCGAAAUCAUAAUUAUCGCAGGAGAAUUGAAAUGACGGAGGUCGAGUUUGAUCCUGACCCAGACCAAAUGGAAGAGCAUGAGAAGCCCCAACAAGGGGAGGAUGAGGAUGAGGAUGAUUACUACGACAGAGUCUGGCAGUGGGAAAACGACAUUCGGCGCACAGUUCAGCCUGAACCAGGAGUUUACGAGCCUUGGCCAGAGUUUCGAAUCGACUUGAAAGAAGAGUACGCACAUCGAGGCUUGCAAGUGAUCGUAAAGCUUGCCAAUAUUGAACUCACCCCUGAAAAGCCGGAGUACUCUGGUGGGACUUGGCACGUUGAAGGUCAACUCAACGAGCACAUAUGCGCCACAGCACUUUACUAUUACGACUGUGAGAAUAUCUCUCGAAGUCGUCUAGCAUUCCGCCAGAUGUGUUCUGAGGACGAGGCAAACGAGAUGGGAUAUCCGCAAGGUGUUCACGACUGGCUGAGAGAGAUCUACGGUUGCGAGAAUGACGGACCAUGUGUCCAGGAAAUUGGGUCUGUUGACUGCUACGAAGGACGACUUCUCACAUUCCCGAACAUCUUGCAGCAUCAAGUCCAGCCAUUCAGGCUUGCGGAUCCUACCAAGAAAGGACACAGGAAGAUUCUUGCGCUAUUUUUGGUUGAUCCUGGGAUUCGCAUUAUCAGCACGGCCAAUGUCCCUCCGCAACAGAGAGACUGGUGGGGUGAGGAAGUAGCCAAGCAGGGAGAAACAGGCGGCAAGGGUUUCGGAAAGUUGAGCACAGAAUUGAAAGACAAAAUCAUCGAUGAAGUUGACGAUUUCCCAAUCGGCAUGGAUGAAGCGAAGGAGUUUCGACUAAAGCUGAUGGAAGAGAGGAGCAAGUAUGUUGCUGAUUCAAGAGCUGUAUUCGAGAGAAUGGAAUUCUCCUUGUGCGAGCAUUAAACGAUAGAGAGGUCUUGGGAGCCAUGUACUAUUUCCUUAUACGGCGGGAUCAAGAUUGUAGAAGCUGCUACAACGGGCUCUACCUGCUUUUGGGUUUAGAUAGCUGGGCGUAGUCCUACGGCCACUGCGAGGGCAAUAUCAUUAGGUAUUACAGUCCAUCGGGGGUAAUGCCAGUUUCCUAUUGCUUGCUCUGUUCCAGCAGCCACUUCAUCCCCUUCACGCAAUCAUCUCGAAAAGUCUUCGUAAAACCAGCUUCGGUCCACAAAGACCAGAAACCGUGUGGAAGGCCGGGGUAAAGAUCCACUAGGGUCUUGACUCCAUUUUCUUCCCUCAAUAUCUCUUCAU
Messenger RNA from Hyaloscypha bicolor E, 2292 nucleotides. RefSeq lists its product as uncharacterized. The transcript has 6 exons. Bases 100 to 1947 code for a protein of 615 amino acids. The record is from RefSeq and is a predicted model, not a curated record. NCBI's taxonomy places the organism in Eukaryota, Fungi, Ascomycota, Leotiomycetes, Helotiales, Hyaloscyphaceae.